This is a messenger RNA of Lathyrus oleraceus (garden pea), 1264 nucleotides long. RefSeq lists its product as uncharacterized. The record is from RefSeq and is a predicted model, not a curated record. Bases 8 to 889 code for a protein of 293 amino acids. The transcript has 3 exons. Lineage: Eukaryota; Viridiplantae; Streptophyta; Magnoliopsida; Fabales; Fabaceae.
UUCGACCAUGGCACCUUUUGCUGAUAGAAAAACCGGACCUAAGUGGUUUACCCAACAACUGCCCUUGGAGAUGCAGAAGGACGAAAACACAUUUCUGAAUGUUUGGGAAUCGUUCUUGACCCCUAGGCUCCUUUUUUCUUAUCGUAACACCACUAAAAACCAAAUUGCUUUGAUAGUUUAUCAACCCAACCUUGUUUCUAGACAAUUUGGUCUAAUCCAAAUCAAACCUCAACCUAUAUUCCCCAAAAAGGGGUCCAUCAUCUUUUAUAACUCCCUUCACACUGAAGACGAAGGCAAAGAGCUGUCGAAGAAACUAGCUGAUGCUUCUCUCGACAUUCGACCAGUUAUAUUUCGACCAUCAUUCUUAUGCACUCCUGAGUUUGAUGAAUGGUGGAAGGAUUAUUAUUCCAACAAAUUUUUUGACGUAGCUGCUUUUGCUACACAUUUGACAAAUGCUUUCGCUUUUGUGCAGGAUCGGACCAAAAAAGCCGUGAAGAUCCCUGCUAAGAAAGCUGUUGUCGAAGCGUCGCCCAGUACUGCUAAGAAGCCUUCGACAAAGGUAAGUCGAAAACCCUCAACAAUCCAAAAGAAGAAGAGUGAAGAGGAGAGAAAAGAGGAUAAAGUCCCUAGUGAAGAGUCUGGUGAUGAAUCUCCAGAGUUAAUCCCUCCCCCUCAGAAGAAAAAGAAACUCACGAAGGUCUCUUCCCAAAGGUCCAUUGUUAACCCAAUCAGGAAGGAUUCUGCCAGUACUUCUCCUGCCAAGCCUCAGUCGAGAGAUAUGGGGAGUGGGAAAUCCGGUGUUAAUACUGAAAUUCCUGAGGUAAAUUUUUUUUUUUUUAUUUCGACAGCAUAUGUUUACCUUUCCUACAUCUUUUCUUCUAAAUCUUAGAAUUUAUUUUUAGGAACAAGUGGCUGUCGAAAAAACGCCUGAGAAAAUUUUGGAGGAAACAGCCCCAGAGGAAGAUGUCCCCACAAGUGACCAUGAUAUGCAAACCGUAGAAGAAUUCGACACUACAGUGGGUGACGCCUCUGAAGAUGAAUCUCCUCCUCAUCCAGGAUUGCAUGUUGCACCUCAGGGUGAUGAUAUUGAAAUGGAGGUUGUAGUCGAAGAUGAUCCUGAAGAUGGAGCUGCCAGAGAUGGGGACAACCAGUCGAAACGAACAGAGGUUGAGCGUAUUUCGACGCGAAACACUCCACCUGCUUCUGACCGGGCCCAAGGGAGUGGCAAAUCAACUGGUUCGACCAGUUUCUCUUGCGAGGAGCU